UAAAAAGCACGGCGGAAUUACCACCUUACCGCUGACUUUUAGCCACUUCCGUCCGGUUCAUUUACACAUUAUAUUGCUGAUUUCAACACAGUGUAUAUAAGUAUGCAUUAAGCAAGUAUUCUCACUACAAAUGUAUAUCAGCGUGAGAAGCGAAGACUUUCAGGUUUCGUAUGCAAAAUAUCUACUAUCGUCUAUGUUUGCAUUGCGAUGACAAGCGGAAGUAAGAUGCUGUAUAAAGUUAUUAUUCAGUAUUUGAACUGCUUCUCCAGCGUCAUCAUGUUUGUAUCUUCGGCGCCACACUGUGAAGUACCAACCAAUUUGGAAGCCCAACACAGGAUUCACUACGGGUUACGCAAUAAGUUUAUUUCCACAGAUAAACUAGCUCUACAGGCAACAAUACAAUUACCACUGCUGGAGUUGGAUAAAACUUGCCCAACAUCUAUUGGUAAAUCCAGUCAUGCCAGCAACCGAUCCACGUGUCCUUGGUACCUGAAAGUUAUCUAUGACAAAAACGUUUACCCUCCACUACGUACUGAAGUCGUGUGUCGUUGUAAACAUUGUCUAGGCACUGACCAUAACUACCAUUGUGUGGAAGUAUUUACUGAUAUGUAUGUUCUUAAUCGUACAGAAGCAUGUGUUGACGGGCUGUAUGUAUAUAAGCCAAGUAAAAUUAAAGUCGCUACAGCCUGUGUAUGUGUGCGGAAAAUCGAUCGAACCGUAACAUAGGUUAUGAGACUUGGACGCAGUUAAAUACAAUCUAUAAACCAGCUUUGACGUAAAGAUUGUUCAUACUCAACUACCUUGUCAUUAUGUUAUACUAUGUAUAACUUACUAAAAUUUGGUUAGACAUUAUGUAUGUAUGUAUGUAUCUAUGUAUGUAUGCAUGUAUGUAUGAACACUAUGACCGAACAAUUUCAUCCUGAAGUCACUAGUUUACCGCCUUUUCAUCACUGGAUUUGCUGAUGUUUUCAUUAAACUUGCCUCCAGUUCUCUCUACCACAUGGAUCGCCCUUCAGCCUUCAUCAUUGGACUCAUCUAUGUAACUCAUUACUUUCUAUCUUUUUUGUCGGACUUUGUAUACAACUUCCGAUCACUAUUUUAUUUAUAAACUUGUAAUUUAUAUAUAUUUUUCACUUGUUUCUAUAUUUUUCUUUCAAUUUACACUCUUUACAACAUCGAUUAAAAUUGUUAAUAAUUUCGUCAUGUAAAUAUAGAAUAUUAAUUAAUUGCAUUUGUGCAUAUUACCAUCGUUAAAUAAUUUAUAACAGUGAAAAACGUUGUGUCUCCGUAAUUUUCAAGCACAUAAAUACAUAAAUUCACAUAUAUGCACUCAUAUAUACACAGACUCAUUUAAAGUUAGAUCCUGAAGACGGAUGAAGCGCCUGUAAGCAUUUUGCUCGAUGUAUUAACCAUUCUACCAGCUAGCCACCUUGUUUGAAAUCAAUUGCAAGAAAUAGGCAGGCGGUGAGCCAGGAGAAUCGUUGGUUUCAAAGUAUUUCGAGAUACCACUAAGUUUGCUUCAAAUUUUUCGAUUUAAUGAAAUAAUUAACGGUGAUAUUUUCUAGUAUUAUUUAUUUUAAUAUUCACUGUCUCACUUAUCAACUGCCCUGUUUUGACAGAAGGAAACAAUAACGAGUUGGCCUUAUUAAAUGCUUCCCCAUACUUCAUGCGAUCGUUUCAUUUCUUAAUCCCAAAUCCCCAAAUUACUCUGUCUGGUGAGAUAUAUAUAUUAUUUAAUAGACACAAUGCAUAUUAUUAUUAUUAGUUUCAUAUGUUGAAAAAUACCCCAAACGUAAUUCAUCAGACACAAACCACAUAUCAUAAGAAACUAAAAACUGAAUGAGAGUAGAAACGCGAAAAGUUGAGAAGGAAGCAUUUAGAAAACUGGAAGUUUAAAAAACGGAAACGAACAGCGGUAAACAAAAAAGUAAAACUAUCUAUAAUAUACAUGUUUAUAGUGUAUCAGGCAAUCGUAUCAACAUUCAUUCGUGUGAUUUAAUAAAAAAUGUAUAUUUAUGAA
Octopus sinensis (East Asian common octopus) is the source of this 2020-nucleotide messenger RNA. Its product is annotated as interleukin 17-like protein. Lineage: Eukaryota; Metazoa; Mollusca; Cephalopoda; Octopoda; Octopodidae. The record is from RefSeq and is a predicted model, not a curated record. Gene Ontology annotation, molecular function: cytokine activity. The coding region runs from base 208 to 726 and encodes 172 amino acids. The transcript has 2 exons. Gene Ontology annotation, cellular component: extracellular region.